CUUAAGGUUGUAGCUUCGUUCGCUUUCUUGUCUGCGCUUAUCACUGCUGCAUACUUGACGCACUUGUGUUAUUCGCUCGCAACUUAUACUUUGUGCCACUGCUGUUGUGCUUGUCCGGCCAUGAAGCCUUCCGUGCAGGAGGAAGUAGAGGACGACCUCGCCGCUGAGGAGGAGAACAAGCUGAUCAACGAAGAAUACAAGACUUGGAAGAAGAACGCACCAUAUCUAUACGACGUCGUCAUCACCCACGCACUGGAUUGGCCCAGUUUGACGUGCCAAUGGUUUCCGGACAAGGAGUCACCUGCGAACAAACCAUAUACGACACACCGGUUACUACUGGGCACGCACACGUCCGGUCAAGCGCAGGACUACCUCCAAAUAGCCACCGUGCAACUGCCGAAACGAGAUGAGAGCCCGUCGGCAGAUAGACUCGACCGCGCCGACUACGACGAUGAACGCGGCGAACUCGGUGGCCACUCUAUACCAGCCCAACCCCGCGUCCAGAUCACUCAGAAGAUCAACCACGCCGGCGAGGUCAACCGCGCGCGUUACAUGCCCCAGAACCCAGACCUCAUCGCGACCAAGGCUGUAUCCGGGGAAGUGUUCGUGUUCGACAGAACCAAACACCCUAGUGAUCCGGAGCGGGGAGGUGUAUGCAGACCAGACAUUCGGUUGGUGGGUCAAAACAAGGAAGGGUUCGGAUUGGUAUGGAAUCCGAUUAAGGAGGGACACAUCCUGGGUGCUUCCGAAGAUACGACCGUCUGUCAUUGGGAUAUCACGUCUUACACCAAGGCAAAGUCAACCAUAGAGCCAACGACAGUGUUCAGGGGACAUGGUUCAGUGGUUGGGGAUGUUGACUGGCAUGCGAAGCACGAGAACGUCUUAGCCAGUGUUGGGGACGACAAGAUGCUUAUGGUCUGGGACACCCGCGCAUCGUCGGAACCCACCACAAAGAUACAAGCUCAUGACCGAGAGAUCUUGGCAGUUGCCUUCAGUCCUGCGAAAGAGGAGUUGCUUUUGACUGGCAGUGCCGACUCGACUAUCAUCUUGCACGACUUGCGAGCGCCCACGAAGAAGUUGCAUGUAUUCGAGUCGCAUACAGAUGAAGUCCUUCAUGUCGCUUGGUCGCCACACAACGCUACGAUCUUUGCGUCGGCUUCAAGCGACCGGAGGGUUAAUCUCUGGGACCUAUCGCAAAUUGGCGUUGAACAGACACCGGACGAGCAGGAAGACGGACCUCCAGAACUUGUCUUCAUUCAUGGAGGGCACACCGCGAGACCGACAGACUUCUGUUGGGCGCCUGGCGAGGCCGAGGCGUGGACAGCAAGCAGCACUUCUGAGGAUAACAUCCUCAUGGUCUGGCAGCCAACGGCGCAUAUAUGGGCAGCAGACAUGGUCAAGAUUGACGAGAGAGACCUCGAGGAGGAGCCGAUGGAAGGCGUGGAGAGUACUGGGAAUGCUGGAGGCGAGCCUUCCGCCGCGUCGGGCAAUAUCAACGAAGAGAGCUAA
Molecule: messenger RNA, 1509 nt
Organism: Fomitopsis serialis
Lineage: Eukaryota; Fungi; Basidiomycota; Agaricomycetes; Polyporales; Fomitopsidaceae
Product: WD40 repeat-like protein
Exons: 10
Coding region: 121-1509 (462 amino acids)
Biological process (GO): regulation of gene expression
Cellular component (GO): Rpd3L complex; nucleus; Rpd3L-Expanded complex
Molecular function (GO): histone binding
Source: RefSeq, a predicted model, not a curated record